CCACUGUCAACUUUGAAUGAACGACGUUUUACACGAAUUUCGAAAUUUGGCGAAGGGAAUCGUGGGAUUAUUUUUAAUUCUACCGAAUAUUUAAGUGUCUUGUGGCUUUUUGUUUUUAAGUUAACAUUAAAAAUGGCUUUCUCCAUGUUCCUUCGCAAUUCAGCAUGCACAAGUCGCAUAUUCAGCCAGCAAGUAAUGCGGCUAGCAACGCAACCUGCGUUCGCGCAGCGCGCCGCGGCCGCCUCCGUGCCCCUCAAGAGCUUAGCUCUUAACCAGAGAAAUAGCACGCCUAUUCUUAAUGCUGUACGCUCCUUCCGCACGACGGCGCCCGCGCUGGCAGAGCACGGGCACGACCACUCCAAGCUCUGGGUCAUCGAGAGAGCCGUCACAGCUGCCAUGGUGCCUCUCAUCCCCUUGGCGCUUCUGAUGCCUAACAAAGUGUUUGACUCGCUACUGGCUAUACUCAUCACUGCACACAGCUUCUGGGGUCUUGAGGCCAUAGCCGUCGACUACGUCCGCGCCAGCAUCUUCGGCCCCUUCAUCCCGAAGCUGGCCAUCGGCCUCGUGUACCUCAUCUCCAUCGCGACCCUCGGCGGCCUCUUCUACAUCAUCAGCCAUGAUGUCGGCAUCGCUAAUGCCAUCAAACAGUUCUGGAGUGUGAAGGCUAAGCAGGCGUAGGUUUUGAGGGGAUACGGCCCUUUUUACAUGCAUGUAUGAAGAAAUCUAGAUCUAAUCGAGCGUUCUACGGAAUUAUAUAUCUUGUCCGGUUUUUUUGACCGUUUUAGGUAUACUUUUUAGCAUUAGGAAGAACUUCGCAGUAUGCAUGAAGAUAUCUAUCGCGAACUUAUUGUGGCAUUACCUAAUAAUAAAAUAAUCUCAAGUAGAAUACUACUUCUAUUUACUAAAAAUUUUUUUACCGCAGAAAGUGCCUGAUUUAAAAUGCCAUGCUUAAUGAAGUAUAGGACUUAUAGGAGUUACUUUUUCUUUUACAAAGAAACUCAAAAGAUGUUUAGAAAAAGCAUCGUCAAUUAAUUACAAUGCUAAUCAGACGAAAAAAAACGCGCGUUUGAACUUUGUACAGAGACGUGGAAUGCUCCUAACACUAAAAUAUUACUAUAAAAAACCUCAUGCAUAUGGAAAGGGUUUAGACGUAUUUGCAAAUCGCUAGGACCAGUAAUGUUAGUCUAUGAUCAUGGAGCUAUUAUCAGAUAUUUUUAAUUUUUAAUUCAAUUGUCUGGAACAAUUGAAAUUUGACAGUACAUGUAGUUAUUUUUUAAGGGUUUAACCUUUUCAACGCCAUGUCAAACACAAAAGCUGUCACUCAGACGCCACGUUACCGAAGUUGAACUUUAUAAUAAUAAUAAAAUUCUUUAUUUCAGGCCAGAUUGCCCAUAGAUUGUUGACUUUAUGCAUACGCACGUAGGUCUAUGUUGCUCUGUGGUCUGUGACGGAUUAAUCCAUCUUCGACGUUGGACCUACGGUGCGGAUAUAUCCGUCAUUGGCUUAAAAAAGGUUAAGCGCUUUUUUUUUUCAGUUUCUACUGGCGCUUACGAUUUGCACUAUCACCGUUUAAGUUAUAGGUAAUAUUUGCUACUAUAAACUCCAAUUUAAAAUAAGUUUACUUGAUUAUUUUUUAGUUGAGGAAACAGCAUUUUCAUAUUUAAUUUUAUGUUUACCUGUUUUUGGCACCAAAACAAACUUUGUUUUUUUUUUUGGGAUAAUUAUAGCGGCAAGUGCUACUAAUAACUACGAAAUUUUAAAUAUUUUGCCAGAUAUUUGACUCGAAAAUGUAUUAGACCUAGGUCAUCUUUUACCAUUUUUACAUUACAUUCAAGUGUAAAAAUAUGGGUACAUAUAACUUACUCAAUAAUAUGACCCAUAGUUUUUAAUUCGCUGACAUAAGAGCUAUGGGACAUGUUUUUGAGUGUGAUGUGUGCACCCAUAUUUUUACACUUGACUGUAUCUAUUUAUUUAGUGACAACUUCGAAAUUUUAAUGAGAUGAAAUUUUUAUUGGCUUAUGUAUUUAAAUUGAUUUUUUUAAAUUUUUAACAUAUGGACUAUGGCUAUAAUGUAUAUUUGCAUGCUUGCUUCGAAUCAGACAUCUGGCUUGGGGCCGUUCAUUUAUUACGUAAGAUCUUACUGUUACAAGAUCCUUGUAUGAUACUUAAAAUUCGAGACAAUACCAGGUACUUAAUGCGUAGCACAAUUCUUUACUUUUUGAAAGUAUCGAUUCGGUUUAGCAUAGUUACCAUUGUGCUGUGAAGUAUCGGUGGGUUUUGAUGUGAUUAAUUUAUUAUAGUUUAAUAAAGGAAGUUCCUUGUA
This is a messenger RNA of Cydia strobilella, 2323 nucleotides long. It is a transcript of the gene SdhD, whose product is annotated as succinate dehydrogenase [ubiquinone] cytochrome b small subunit, mitochondrial. NCBI's taxonomy places the organism in Eukaryota, Metazoa, Arthropoda, Insecta, Lepidoptera, Tortricidae. The coding region runs from base 133 to 678 and encodes 181 amino acids. Gene Ontology annotation, biological process: mitochondrial electron transport, succinate to ubiquinone; tricarboxylic acid cycle. Gene Ontology annotation, molecular function: succinate dehydrogenase (quinone) activity; ubiquinone binding; heme binding. The record is from RefSeq and is a predicted model, not a curated record. Gene Ontology annotation, cellular component: mitochondrial envelope; membrane. The transcript has 4 exons.